Molecule: messenger RNA, 693 nt
Organism: Haliotis rubra (blacklip abalone)
Lineage: Eukaryota; Metazoa; Mollusca; Gastropoda; Lepetellida; Haliotidae
Product: sodium- and chloride-dependent creatine transporter 1-like
Exons: 4
Coding region: 55-693 (212 amino acids)
Biological process (GO): sodium ion transmembrane transport
Cellular component (GO): membrane
Source: RefSeq, a predicted model, not a curated record
GUACACAGAACACAGAGCGUGUGGCACAGUUAGAUAUACAGAUCAGUUUUAGCCAUGGCGAGCAAGGAGGACAGUGAUGAAGGAGUUCCAAUGACAGAGUUACAUUGUCAAGGAGGUGACAGAAGUGAAUCCACACCACAGAGAGAAUCAUGGAGCAGACAUUUGGACUACAUGCUGACAAUGAUUGGCUACUGUGUUGCAUUAGGAAACCUGCUGAGGUUCCCCUACAUUUGCAACAGGAACGGUGGAGGAGCUUUCCUCAUCCCCUUUGUCUUGAUCCUGGCCAUCGCUGGGUUCCCCUCAUUCUUCGUGGAGGCGACCAUCUCGCAGUUCUCGGGAAAGGCUGCCAAACAAGUCUGGAGCUUCUGUCCUAUGUUUAAAGGAGUUGGUGUUGGCGCUGUUGUGGUUGCAUUCGCGUACAUGCCCUAUUACAACCUGUAUCUGGCCUGGCCCAUCUACUACAUGGUGAAGUCCUGCUCCAGCGUCCUGCCCUGGACAACUUGUGGCAACAGCUGGAACACCGACCUGUGUAUUGACUACGGGAAUACAACGUAUAGCAGUAACAAGACAGCCCUUUCUGGGAAUACGUCAUAUACCAUCAUCAAAUCCGAAAAGUGGGAAAAUGUUACUCUAGCUCACACACCUGCGGAGGAGUUUUGGCAGUACGAUAUAUCUGUCAUGUUAUUUUUAUAA